CUGAAGACUAAAGGAAACAACUUGUAGUUCAGAAUCGCUUCACAACCAACACGUUUCUCAAUGAGAGAAAUUUUUCUGUCAACAGGUAUUCAUUGUGAAAAGCUUGAUACAGAUCAAAGUAGGAAGGGGAAAAAACCUGCUAAGAAACCCUACAGUUGGACGUCGCAAAAAGAUUUGACCUUGAGUAAUUUGGAGGAUUACUUGUUUUCUGAACCAAAGGAUAUAACUGAUUUGGAGAAAACAGAGGAAACAGAGGCGCCGAUGGAAGAGGAUGAAAAGCUUUGCCUUGCAGCUGUCAUCCUUACAAAAGCAUUCUUGAUGACGCCUCAUUCAUUAGAGAAAAUCCCAAGUUCAAGACUUCACCAUGCAUCCGAUUUGGAGGCGUAUACAUCUUUGGCAUGGGGAAAGGAAGCCUACAACGUCUUGGCAACAAGUAUCAAGAGGAUGGAUACCAAUACGUGGGCGAGACGCCAAUAUGAAGUCAAAGGUUUUCCUUUGGCUUUAUUGAUCUGGUCAUUCAGCGCUGUACCACUUUUUGGAGCGACGUUUGCUGUAUGCAACGACACGUCAAAGUGUGUCUAUCCUCUAUACUCUUACUGGGAAUCUUCGUUAACUCCAAGAUUAGAUCAAAUCGUGGAUGCCAUUCAAUCAUCGGAUUGUAUUGAGGUCAAAUCUAUUAUUGGAGAUCCAGAGUAAUACAAACACCUAAUAGAAGAAACUCAUGUAGACGAC
Messenger RNA from Capsella rubella, 732 nucleotides. RefSeq lists its product as uncharacterized. Lineage: Eukaryota; Viridiplantae; Streptophyta; Magnoliopsida; Brassicales; Brassicaceae. The record is from RefSeq and is a predicted model, not a curated record. The transcript has 3 exons. Bases 61 to 696 code for a protein of 211 amino acids.